GGAUAAAACUAACACCAAAAGUUAGAACUUAGAACCCUGUUUGGGUAAAGGAAUUUUCGAACCACAUAUAAUUCAUUCGGGGGCUACAAUACAAUCCAAUCUCCUAAACCUUGCCUCCCUACAGCACCAAUUGCAGGAGCUGUUUGUUACCAUUGGCAACAUGAGUUCCACAUAACCCUGCUCAAUUAAGUGUCCCAGUUUCAUAAAUUUUCAGUACAUUUUAGUCAGUAGCAUACUUUACUUUUGAAUACCGAAAAAAUUCAUUAUAUUUUUGAAUCUUCCUUCGGGAUCGGGCAGCAUAACUUAAAGAUUGGGAGUUGCAUAAAAGUAAAGUCGAGAAUGCCUCUCAUUCUAUCUUCUUCCUUCAUGACACCUUGCUUUUAUGUUAAUAAUGUCAAGGCACCCCGCCUUCUAAUCCCGCGAACAUCAUUAUCACAUCCGUGUUACAAAUCUACCCACUGCAACAUUCUUCAAAAACACUUAUUUGCUAAUAAGCACAGAUCAACAACGAUUCUAAAACAUAAGUCACGCUUGGAAUUUAAAACAAGAGAAUCAUUAAACUCCAACUACGAGCUCGCUAGUGAUGAAAACGUUACGGAAGAUGAGUGGAUGGAUCAAGAUGUUGAUGAAUUAGAUUCACCUUGGGAAGGGGCAAUUUUGUACCAAAGAAACCCUUCAAUCUCUCACCUUGAGUAUUGCACAACCUUAGAAAGAUUGGGAUUAGGACAACUUUCAACCGAAGUUUCAAAAUCUCGGGCCUCUUUGAUGGGCUUACGCGUCACAAAGUCUGUUAAGGAUUUUCCACACGGAACACCUGUCUUGAUAUCCAUCGAUGUAACCCGGAAGAAACAGAACUUGAAGCUUGAUGGGAUCAUACGCACGGUCAUAACCCUUGGGUGCAAUAGGUGCGGUGGACCGGCUGCUGAUUGCGUGUUUUCCAAUUUCUCGCUUGUACUAACCGAAGAGCCUAUACAAGAACCGGAAAUCAUAAAUAUGGGAGUAAUUUAUGGCCAAAGUGAACAAGGAGAUGAUGACGAUGAGUCUGUUGACUUAGAUGACUGGCUGUAUUUCCCACCCGAAGAGAAAUCGAUAGAUAUAUCCAAGAAUAUAAGAGAUAUGGUUCAUCUGGAAAUAAAGAUCAAUGCUAUAUGUGACCCAAUGUGCAAAGGUUUGUGUCUAAAUUGUGGUCAAAAUCUCAAUAAUAGUAGCUGUAAUUGUAGUCAACAGGGGUCAAAUUCAAAAAGUUAUGGGCCUCUUGGAGGUCUGAAAGAGAAAUUGCAACAAUAGGGCUGCCAAAUAUUUUUAAAUUUUGUUUUAUUUGUAUGCUUGUAAGAAUUUUGUGAACUUUAGUUGUUGAUAUGUAAAUGGAGAGUGCACGUAUUGUAUGGGGAAUGAUCUUUCCUCUAUAUACUCUCAUAUACACUA
Messenger RNA from Helianthus annuus (common sunflower), 1425 nucleotides. Its product is annotated as large ribosomal RNA subunit accumulation protein YCED homolog 1, chloroplastic. Lineage: Eukaryota; Viridiplantae; Streptophyta; Magnoliopsida; Asterales; Asteraceae. The coding region runs from base 340 to 1287 and encodes 315 amino acids. The transcript has 3 exons. The record is from RefSeq and is a predicted model, not a curated record.